CCGUUCCGUUAUCUAAUGUGUGAACCGACCCUUACGUCGACCUUCUUUCAUUUGGCUACGAACCACCGUCCAUUGAAGAUGAACCGGAACAUCGCGCUUGCCACUGCUACCAUCCUGAUCCUGGCCUUGUCCACGGUCUACGCAGAAGUCGUACAUUCAACACCGUGUCCAUCCAGCUCUGAGGAAACUUCACAAUGCACCAUACACGAAGUACGUGUUGAUCCAUGCAGGGAAGCUGAAGAAAGAAAGCCUUGUACUUUAAAGAAAGGUCGCAAUGCAAGCAUAAGUUUUGACUACACUACUCAAUUUAGUGGACAGUUGUCUAGCAGGGCAUACUGGGCUUCUGAAAUCGUAGAUUUGCCAUUCUUAGGCAUGCCGCUCGAUGCCUGCUUAUCCACCGUUUGUCCAGCUUUACCUGGUCAAAAGCAAACAUAUUCAAUAUUCUUGCCUAUCUCUAAGAAAUUCCCUGCGCGAACGUAUGAUCUCAAGUGGAAGUUGUGGAAUGAACAAGAACAAGAGUGCUGUUUCAUGUUCCCAAUUAAAUUAGUAAAAUGAAUAUGUUCCUAAAAUAAAAUUGUUCUUAAAUUUUCAACGUAUCAUUCUUCUCAAUGAUUAUAAAAUUCACCAAUCAAUAAUUUAAUAAAACAAACGAUACAAUCAUGUUAAUAA
This is a messenger RNA of Monomorium pharaonis (pharaoh ant), 669 nucleotides long. RefSeq names its product MD-2-related lipid-recognition protein. The transcript is spliced from 4 exons. Gene Ontology annotation, molecular function: sterol binding. Gene Ontology annotation, biological process: sterol transport. The record is from RefSeq and is a predicted model, not a curated record. The coding region runs from base 16 to 555 and encodes 179 amino acids. Lineage: Eukaryota; Metazoa; Arthropoda; Insecta; Hymenoptera; Formicidae.